Molecule: messenger RNA, 7054 nt
Organism: Anolis carolinensis (green anole)
Lineage: Eukaryota; Metazoa; Chordata; Lepidosauria; Squamata; Anolidae
Gene: fes
Product: FES proto-oncogene, tyrosine kinase
Exons: 19
Coding region: 1963-4539 (858 amino acids)
Biological process (GO): chemotaxis; peptidyl-tyrosine phosphorylation; cell adhesion
Molecular function (GO): ATP binding; non-membrane spanning protein tyrosine kinase activity
Source: RefSeq, a predicted model, not a curated record
CAGAAGUAUUCUCUCCUGACGUUCUGCCUACAUCUAUGGCAGGCAUCCUCAGAGGGUAUGAGGUGUGGAGAAACUAAGCAAGGACAACCUCUGAGGAUGAGACACUACUGUAUUUCCAUGUUCUACAACAGUGAUGGCCAACCUAUGACACGCGUGUCAGCACUGACAUACCUAGCCAUUUUUGCUGACAUGCUGCCGCAUGCAGAUUGAUUGGAUGACUAUGUCUUCUGUGGCCAAAUUAUAAUAAUAAUAAUAUAAUAAAACUUUAUUUAUAUACCGCCCUAUCUCCCGGAUGGGACUCAGGGCGGUUUACAGUCAUAAAAGCAAACACAAACAUUACAUAACAACAUAAUACACAUUAUUAAACAAAGUAAAAUAAUACAAUUAUAACAAUAAAUCACACUUACUUGACCAGAUCAAGGGGACGAGAACCAUAAAACCAAUAUUUUAAAAUGUAUCAUUUUAGGCUAGGGAAAUCUUGUGCAAUAUAUUCAUAUAUUGAUGCGAUUUGGUCCAGUGGUUUUGUUGUUUAGUCCAUGGGAAUUAUGCACAAUAUACCGUAUAUAUUAUAUCAUUCUAUUGUUAUUGUAAUAUAUUAUCAUAUUAUUGCUACUAUUAUUACUAUUAUAUUAUUAUUCAUUAUUCAUGACUACAUUGAAACUAGAAUAGAGAGAAAUCAGCGUGGAAAACUGCAAGAGGUACCAUAGAUGGUUGUACAUGGAAAUAAUGGUAGUAAAUCGUUUUUGAUUUAUUAAAUACAGUUAUAUAUUACAAUUAUAUACAGUAGAGUCUCACUUAUCCAACAUAAACUGGCCAGCAGAAUGUUGGAUAAGCGAAUAUGUUGGAUAAUAAGGAGGGAUUAAGGAAAAGCCUAUUAAACAUCAAAUUAGGUUAUGAUUUUACAAAUUAAGACCCAAAACAUCAUGUUAUACAACAAAUUUGACAGAAAAAGUAGUUCAAUAUGCAGUAAUUCUAUAUAGUAAUUAUUGUAUUUACGAAUUUAGCACCGAAAUAUCACGAUGUAUUGAAAACAUUGACUACAAAAAUGCAUUGGAUAAUCCAGAACGUUGGAUAAGUGAGACUCUACUGUAUAUUAUAUUAUUACUACUAUUAUUACAAUUACAUUAUUAUUCAUUAUUAAUGACUACAUUGAAACUAGAAUAGACAGAAAUCAGCGUCGAAACUGCAAGUACCAUAGAUUGUUGUACAUGGAAAUAAUAGUUUUUGAUUUAUUAAAUACAGUUAUAUAUUACAAUUAUAUUUUUUUGUUAUUUAAACUAUACAUAUUGCAAAAUUAUGGGGUUUUUUUCUCUCAAAGUGACACACCACCCAAGUCAUGCUAGGUUUUUUUGGUGAAUUUUGACACACCUAGCGCAAAACCUUGCCCAUCAUUGUUCUACAAUCUAUGGUACGUACGCUUCCAAACAAAAACUUUGCCAGGUCUUACUUUCGGGGGAGGCCUUAUAUUUAGCAAUUCAGCAAAACCUCUACUAGGUCUGAUUUUCGGGGAAGCGGGGUAUAUACGGUAUAUUUUGUAGACUGAGCCACAGAUUCUUUGCUCUUGUUUGCAGUGAUAGACCAGCAUGCAAUCGCAGGAAGAACCACGGUGGAAAUUAGCAACAACAACAACACAUUUCAAAUGCGGUGGUCCUCUUACAGCCAGUGACGGUGCUGCUGCCGUAGAUCUAAGAGGCUGAUACAUUGGAAAGGCAGUGCGGAGACCAAGGGUGAAACGGUUGGAGGGUCUGGCAGGGUGGGCUUGGGUCUCCCAGGAGCCUCUUGGGAGAGAAUGGACAAAGCCCAGCCGAUCUCUCCCUGUCUCUCCCGCAGGGCCGGCUUGCAGCUUUCAGGAGUGGAAGCCAAACCCAGCACAGGAAGGGGGAAUCUUGCAAUGCCGGGAGGGCUUCCUGUUCCUCUUUUAGGGCCCGCGAGAAAGAGCACGGCCUCAGGCAGCACCCCAGGAUGGGCAGCAAGGAAAGGGACCGUGCCAGUGCCCCAGGGACUACGGUGCCUGGCUUUGGCCUGCAGUUGGGAUGCUUCGAGGGCCACGCCGCCCUCCUGCAGCUGCAAGACGUGGAGCUGCGUCUCCUGGAGGGUCUGCGCAAGUGGAUGGGGCAGCGGGCCAAGAGUGACCGGGAGUAUGCGGCCCUCCUGCACCAGAUGCACAGCCUGGCCGGGAAGCAGGAGGGCGGUGGGGUGGUGCCAGGGGGCAGCCAGGUCAGCCAGUGCUGGUGGUCGCUGGUGACCCAGACGGAGGCCCUGAGCCAGAUCCUGCAGCGCCACGCGGGGUCCGUGCUCUCGGGACCACUCCACCGCCUGGGCCUCCUCAUCCAGAACAAGCAGCAGCUCCGCCGGACCUACAGCGAACAGUGGCAGCAAAUGAGCCAGGAGUUCACCCGGGCCACGCAGCAGGAGCCCGAGCGCCUGAGGGCCCAGUAUCGCAGCCAGGUCCGGGAGAGCGCCCAGGCCAGGCGCAAGUACCAGGAGGCCAGCAAAGAGAAGGACCGAGAGAAAGCCAAGGACAGAUACGUCCGGAGCCUCUGGAAGCUCUACUCCCUCCACAACCAGUACGUUUUGGCACUGAAAGCGGCCGAGACGCAGCACGAGACGCACUACCAGCAGACCCUGCCGGGGACGCUCCAGUCCUUGCACGCCUUGCACCAGGAGAUGGUCCACCUCACGAAGGCCACUUUGCAGGAGUUCACCAGCAUCACCAGCCUGGUGCAGGAGGAGAUGGUGACGGUGCACCAGGCCAUGGUCAGGGCCAUUGACCGCAUCCAGCCAGCCGCUGAGUACCAAGGGUUCCUCCCUCCUUGCAAGUGUGGAAGCGAAUUCCCCGUCACGGUGAGUUUUGAUGAGAGCCUACUGGAGGAGGCCGAGAUGGAGGGUCUGGAAGCUGGAGAGCUGCAGCUGAACGAGCUCACGGUGGAGAGCAUGCAGCACAGCCUGACUUCCCUGGAAGAAGAGCUGGCCUCUGCCGCAGACAACGCCCGCGACCACCACCAGCGUGUCCAGGCCCUGAAGGCAGAAAUCCAGGAUGAAGAGGCAGCGGGAAGCCAGGAGGAGCGGGUGCUGCUGCUAGGGCGCCGCCUGGCCCUGCAUGAAGCUUGGCACCUCCACCGACUGGCCCAGGGCCACCAGGCCAAGCUCCAGGCCCAGAGGGACCUGCUGCGGCGGAAGCUGGAGGCGCUGGGGGACGGAGACCCCCCUCCCGCCCCGGCCCUGCAGGACGACAUCCAGCCCCCCGCCUCCCCCCCAGAGGAUCCCGGUCGCGAUGUGGGGCUUCUGCCAGCCUUGGAAGCCCUGAAGCACCACUUUGCUGGCAUCUUCCGCCCGAGGGUCUCGCAGCUGCCGCCCCCAUUGCCGAUGCUGCCUGAGGAGCAGAAGCCCCUGGGCCAACAGGCCUGGUACCACGGUGCCAUCCCCCGGGAGGAGGUCCAGAGCCUCUUGCGGGAGAGCGGGGACUUCUUGGUGCGAGAGAGCCAGGGCAAGCGGGAGUUCGUCCUCUCGGUGCUGUGGGACGGGCAGCCCCGGCACUUCAUCCUCCAGGCCACCACCGACAACAUGUACCGCCUGGAAGGUGAAGCGUUUCCCAGCAUCCCCCUGCUGAUCGACCACUUCCUGAAGGCCAAGCAGCCCAUCACCAAGAAGAGCGGCAUUGUCCUGGGCAAGCCGAUUGUGAAGGACAAAUGGGUGCUUGACCACGAGGAUGUCCUGCUUGGGGAACGCAUUGGGCAGGGCAAUUUUGGAGAGGUGUUCAGUGGCCGCUUGCGUUACGACAACACUCCGGUGGCAGUGAAGUCCUGCCGCGAAACCCUUCCUCCAGAGCUCAGAGCCAAGUUCCUGCGGGAGGCCAGGAUCCUGAAGCAGUACAGCCACCCCAACAUCGUCAGCCUGAUUGGGGUCUGCACCCAGAAGCAUCCCAUCUACAUCGUCAUGGAGCUUGUACAAGGCGGGGACUUCCUGACCUUCCUGCGGAACGAAGGGGCCGAACUCACCUCCCGGGACCUGCUGAGGAUGAUGGAGGACGCAGCCGCGGGGAUGGAGUACCUGGCAGGGAAGCACUGCAUCCACCGUGACCUGGCAGCCAGGAACUGCCUGGUGACGGAGAAGUAUGCGCUGAAGAUCAGCGACUUUGGGAUGUCUCGGGAGCAGGAGGACGGAGUCUAUGCCUCCACCGGCGGCAUGAAGCACAUCCCAGUGAGGUGGACUGCACCGGAGGCACUCAGCUGUGGGUUGUAUUCCUCUCAAAGUGACGUCUGGAGCUUUGGGAUCCUGCUCUGGGAAGCCUUCAGCCUCGGGGCCACGCCGUACCCCAACAUGAGUAACCAGCAAACCCGGGAGGCUGUGGAGAGAGGGGUCCGGCUGAGUGCCCCCGACCGCUGCCCGGAGGAGGCCUACCAGCUGAUGCUGCGCUGCUGGGAGUACGAGCCACAGGACCGGCCCACCUUCACGGCUGUCCACAGGGAGCUGGUGGCCAUCCAGACCCGGCAGCAGCAGCAGCGCCAUGGAGGGUGGCCGCGCCAGAGGCGGCUCUAGGGGCGGAACCGGCAAGACCCCGUGUGCUGGUACAGCUGUACCAGGACCUUCUACUUUACUUUCUUGCUGCAAAUGUUUGCAUUCAUAGGACAGGCCACCUGUCAAUCACCAUUAAGUUUGGUUCCGCCCCUUGUUCAGGGCUCUGGGAGGGAAGGAGCCAUUUUUAAGUUAGUCUCACUUAGGAAGCUCAGCUAUAGGACGUAGACCAGCUCGUCCUGUAAAAAGCUUCAUAUUUCAAGACCACCGGGGAUAAAGAGCACCAGGGUUAAAGAACACCAGGGAUAUUGACCGUCCCGGGAUACAGAACAACAGCACAGAAACAUCUGCAAGCCUCGGCUGGUAGGUCCACUCGACAACCAGACGCACUUGGAGUCGGUAGUGGGUCCCAGACCAGCUAGGCCCAGAUAACAGAUAGCCUGGGAGGGGUUAUAAGAGGGUUUUCACAGUUAUUCAAAGCCUAUCGCCUGUCCUGUGGGGCAAGAUUCCUUGAAGAUUUAUUAUUUGUUCCUUAAUCCCUCCUUAUUAUCCAAGAUAUUCGCUUAGCCAAGCUUCUGCCGGCCCGUUUAGCUUGAGACUCUACUGUACUUUCGAAAUCAUUUGUUUUCCAUAAUCCCUUCUUUACUUUUAAAUUUGAUGUUAGCUUGUCAUUCAGUGCCAUUCUCCAAACUUCUUUAUACCAUUCAUUAAUUUGUAUGUUCAUUUCUCCUUUCCAAUAUUUUGCAAUUAGUGAUCUAGCUGCUGUUAACCACAUGUGUAUUAAAUUUUUCCCCUCUUAUCUUAUAUUUUUUUAAUUAAAAGUAAUAUUUUAAGUGACUGGCUUGACCUUAAAGGAACUGGGGGCGGCCGACAGGGAGCUCUGACGUAAUAAUAAUAAUAAUAAUAAUAAUAAUAAUAAUAAUAAUAAUUUUUAAUUAUAUACCGUCCUAUCUCCCGGAUGGGACACAGGGCGGUUUACAGUCAUAAAUGCAACACAACAUUACAUAACGACAUAACACACAUUAUUAAACAAGGUAAAAUAAUACAAUUAUAACAAUAAAUCACACUUACAUGACCAGAUCAAGGGGGCAGUGGACUGGUUUGUGAGGUCACGAAGAGUCCAAAGAAACUGAAUGAAUAAACAACUUUAUUUAUUUGCAACUUUUCUACCCUGCCCUUCUCACCCGAGGGGGACUCAGGGCGGCUUACAACAUCCGGCAAAAUUCAAUGCCAAACAGAUCAAUAAAAACAGCAACACAUCUAAAACCAAUUAACAACAAUCCAUAAAAUACAAUACAUAAAAUACAUUAGUCACGCUAAAACAUAUAGUUACUUAAUACCAUUUUUCCAAGGAACCAUUGCACAUAAACCUAAGUUCAGACCAUGUCAAUAUACGUAAAUUGAUAAUAGUGCAAUACCAGGGAUUCUUUCCAAUUUGAUGUUCAUUAUAUCCUCUAUCUCUUUAAAUAUUUUAUACCAAAAUUUCCUUACAUAUUUACAAUACCACCACAUAUGUACCGUAUAUACUCAAGUAUAAACCAACCAGAAUAUAAGCCGAGGCGCCUAAUUUUAGAACAAAAAACUGGGAAAACAUUGACUCCAGUAUAAGCUGAGGGUGGUAAACUUCAAAAAUAAAAAUACAGUAGAGUCUCACUUAUCCAAGCUAAACAGGCUGGCAGAAGCUUGGAUAAGUGAAUAUCUUGGAUAAUAAGGAGAGAUUAAGGAAAAGCCUAUUAAACAUCAAAUUAGGUUAUGAUUCUACAAAUUAAGCACCAAAACAUCAUGUUAUACAACAAAUGUGACAGAAAAAGUAGUUCAAUACACAGUAAGGUUAUGUUGUAAUUACUGUAUUUACGAAUUUAGCAUGAAAAUAUCAUGAUAUAUUGAAAACAUUGACUACAAAAAUGGCUUGGAUAAUCCAGAAACUUGGAUAAGCGAGGCUUGGAUAAGUGAGACUCUACUGUAGAUACCAAAAAAUUACAUUAAUUGUGGCAUCGGUAGGUUAAAUGGUUUUGAAUAUUUACAUCAAGCUCUAAUUUAAGAUAAGACUAACUCUGAUUAAAUCAUUAUUUUCAUCUUCUUCAAUGUAAAUGUGCUUAUGUAUCCUUUUAAUAAUAAUAGAGCAAAAUAAUACAUUUAAUAAUACAGUAGAGUCUCACUUAUCCAACAUAAACGGGCCGGCAGAACGUUGGAUAAGCGAAUGUGUUGGAUAAUAAGGAGGGAUUAAGGAAACGCCUAUUAAACAUCAAAUUAGGUUAUGAUUUUACAAAUUAAGCACCAAAACAUCACGUUAUACAACAAAUUUGACAGAAAAAGUAGUUCAAUACGCAGUAAUGUUAUGUUGUAAUUACUGUAUUUUCAAAUUUAGCACCAAAAUAUCACGAUAUAUUGAAAACAUUGACUACAAAAAUGGCUUGGAUAAUCCAGAACGUUGGAUAAGUGAGACUCUACUGUAUUUACGAAUUUAGCACCAAAAUAUCACAGUGUAUUGAAAACAUUGACUACAAAAAUGGCUUGGAUAAUCCAGAACGUUGGAUAA